GCAAAGAGCCAAUCAGUAACCGAGCGCCGGACACGUGACGCAACCACCCAGCACCGACGUCCUGACGAAGGAAAUAAUGUUCGGUUUGGAACUACUUUGAAAGAUUUAAGAUUGAUUUUUGUUUUUAAAAGUGUCCGUCUGGAUUGCUAGGAAGCCAACACCGAAGCCGAGAGUCGACGAGAGAGGUAAUGAGGAGGAGCGGCUGUGAAAGUAGAUGAACUGCAUGGUGCAUCAACGCUUGUUGUCAAAAUCAAAGAGCAGAAGUUUGCUCACAACAAUACCUUUUUCCGUGUGGCGUGCACAGCCUAAAGUUGUUGGACAACUUGUUCUACUUGAUCUUCCGUUUGUGCAAGUCGAGUUGAUUGCAUUAGUCGAAACAGGGCGGACCACGUGAAGGUUGCAAUCAUUACGAACACUUUUAAGCUACUGGCAUUAGAUAAUUGGCGUUGAUCAUGAAGCCCAGGAUUUUUGUUAUCAUGAGUGUUUUGCAGCACUGUUAUUCCUCUCCACAACCACAAGAUCAUGGACCUCAAUCUUACUCAAUAGCAGUGGAUGCAUCGAAACCACAAAAAGAACUAAAGCACUUCUGGAGGAGUACAGGAUUUUGCCCCCCUCUACCACACAACAAAGCAGAUCUGUUUGACCUAAGCAAAGACCAAGAACUGAACCUUGCAUAUGUUGCCUCAGUACCUCAUAAUGGCAUUGAGCAAGUUCGAAUUCAUUGGCUAUUAGAGCUAAUCUCAAUCCGAGAGAUAAAUGGCAAACUUCAGUACACUUUUACAAGCUUGGAUGGUUUAAUUCACAGACUCUGGCAAAAUGAGCUAACACCAGGAUUUGAACUCAUGGGAAAUCCUUCAGGUUAUUUUACCAAUUUUGAAGAAAAAAUACAGGUGUUUGAAUGGAAAAAAAUGAUCGCUAUUAUGGCACAAAGGUAUAUAGAUAUGUACGGUAUGGCAUAUGUGUCAAAGUGGAAUUUUGAAACAUGGAAUGAACCAGAUCAUCACGACUUUGAUAAUUUAACAUUCACAGUACCAGGAUUCCAAAACUACUAUGAUGCGUGUUCUGAAGGACUGAAAGAGGCAAGCACACUACUUAAAUUUGGUGGUCCUGGAGGUUCAUGUCAUCCUCCCCCCCACUCACCAAUUUGUUGGGGAUUGCUAAAUCACUGCUCGAAUGGAACCAACUUCUUUACAGGAGAGAUUGGAAUACGAUUGGAUUAUAUUGCAAUACACAAAAAAGGUGCUGGUAGUUCUCUACACAUCAUAGAGCAAGAAUUGGAUACAGUUCAUCAGAUCCAGAAACGCUUUCCUGAAUUCCAGUCAAUUCCCAUUUACAAUGAUGAGGCUGAUCCACUGGUCGGUUGGGCAAUUCCUCAGGUUUGGAGAGCUGAAGUGACUUAUGCUGCAAUGGUUGCUAAGGUAAUAUCACAGCAUCAGAAUUUACUAAUUGCAAAUCCAGAGAGCACCAUCAAGUUUACAUUGCUUAGCAAUGAUAAUGCCUUCCUGAACUACCACCCAAACUACUUUACACAGCGGACCCUUACUGCCAGAUUUCAGAUGAACAAUACAAAACCACCACAUGUACAGAUGAUUCGCAAACCAGUGCUCACUGUUAUGGGACUGUUGGCGUUAUUAGGUGAGAAACAACUGGAAGUAGAUGUGAUGCUCGGUGGCAAAACCUUAGAUUGGAAUAGUACUUUGGGAGCACUGGCAAGCAUUCAUGAGCCUUCAGAUCAUCAUUCCUCUGACAGUUGGCAAUCCGCAAUAUUAAUUUACAAUAGCGAUGACAUUCGGACAUCGUUAGAUGUUACCACGGUGACUGUCAACCUGACUAAUUUUCCUACCCAAAGAGGACUCAUGUAUGUCAUUUACCACCUGAACAACAAUGAGACCAACCCUUACCUGCAGUGGAAGAAUUUUGGAAGACCAGAUUUUCCAACAGUGGAUAAUUUUCGUAUUAUGAGGGAAAUGGAGGACCCAGUAGUUAAAGGACCAAUGCCAUUUUUUGCAGAAGGAACCCUCAUUUUAAAACUGCAACUUCCUCUUCCAUCUGUGUAUCUUCUGCACAUCUGCGCAAAGCCCAAAGGGCCUCCGAAUCAGGUUAAUGGAGUGAGUUUCAUACCUCUGACCCUGGGUCAAGUGGUCAUCAGCUGGACUGAUGGGUGUGUAAAUUCAAAAUGUUUAAAAACAUUUGACGUAGAGUUUUCAAUUGAUGGGAAAGUUUACAAAAGGAUUAAUGAGAAGGACACUAUAUUUACCAUUUUUGUAUAUGCUCCAUUCAGCAAGAGAAAAGAUCUUUCACAGGUGUCUGGCUUCUACAGGAUUCGUGCAGUAAACUACUGGGGCAAAGCUGGAAAAUAUUCUAACCCUGUUAAAUACGUUGAAGGGAAAUAUUACUAAAUGUUCAUGAGGAACAAUUGUAAUAUCAAUAUGUACAUACAUGAGUCUGCUCUAAGCAGGUAAUUAUAUGAGAUCACAUGGCAAUGCAAGCCAAAAUGAUUCUUAUUUCAAAAUUACAUCAUGAAUGGAAUAUUUUUAAUUCAGUUUAAUAAUAAAAUUCUAUUGGUCUUUUUUAUAAAUCGGCAAU
This is a messenger RNA of Leucoraja erinaceus (little skate), 2586 nucleotides long. RefSeq names its product alpha-L-iduronidase (gene idua). Bases 453 to 2399 code for a protein of 648 amino acids. The transcript is spliced from 14 exons. Gene Ontology annotation, biological process: carbohydrate metabolic process. Gene Ontology annotation, molecular function: L-iduronidase activity. Lineage: Eukaryota; Metazoa; Chordata; Chondrichthyes; Rajiformes; Rajidae. The record is from RefSeq and is a predicted model, not a curated record.